AUGUCACAAGUGACAUCGUCCACGACACAAAGUGCCGCCGCCGCUCAAGCGGGUAGCAGGCGCUUGCAAAACAACGAUGCAGGCGUUUGCGUGGGCGUCGGUGGCGUAGGGUAUGGCGAAACCGAAUGGGAGGCACGCGAGUCGCAACGCCAGCGGGAGCUACACGAAGCGCGCGCUAGAGCUGCACAAAUGGAAAAGACAAUGAAGUGGUGGUCCGAUUGCACUGCUAACUGGCGGGAGAAAUGGAGUAAGGUUCGCAACGAGCGGAAUAAAGCGCGUGAGGAAUCAAAACAACUAAAUCUUAAGCUGGACGUAGCCAUGAAGGAGGCGCACUCUUUAAAGCGUGAGAAAAAUGAUCUGGAAGUGCAAAUAACGCAGUUAAAGAAGGAAAUGGAAAAGGUGCACACGCUAAUGAUGAAACAUGCCGGACAAUUUCAUCGUGCUGAUACCAAUGAGGAUGCUGAAGCGAAUGGUCGCGAUGCAAAUUGCUCACCCGACAUCUCAUCCGAUGGUCUAAAGAAUGUCAAUAGCGAAGAUGGCUUAGUUACCAAACUUCCGAACGAUGUUAAAGAUUUGGAUAUUGAAGAAUUCACUUUAAAGGGCGCUAUGCCCAAGCAUUUGAGUGACUUGGACGAGGCUGCGGCUGUUGCUGAGGAGAAACGUCUAAUACAGCAAUUGUCCAAAGAUGAUUUCGAUGAGGAUUACUUGCUGCAAAAGAUAUCGAUGCUGCAAUUGCGAUUGGAUGAGGCACAAAAGACAUUACAAGCGGAACGAGAUGAAAAGCAUGAACUGCACAAGAGUAUAGAGAAGUUGGCUUUGGAGCUACAAGAUGUGCGUGGCCGGCAGGAGGAGUUACGCUCAGCUAAACAGGAAGCAGUGCGAGAGCUACUCACAUUACAGGAACAGCAUCGCGCCGAGAUGCGUAUUGUGAACAAUUCGCUACAAGAAGAAAUUGCAGCACGUGAGAAUCUGGAGCGCCGCCUCAGCGAGCUGCGCACCGAACUCGAACAUUUGCAGGCGGAAAAUGCAUCGGAGUGGGGCAAGCGCGAACGUUUGGAAUCCGAAAAGUUAGCGCUGGAACGCGACAAUAAGAAAUUGCGCGCUGAACUGCGUGAUUAUCAGGAGCGUUCGGAUCGCAAAUGUCGCCCAAUGCAGGCCAAUGAUGUGGAGCUACGCGCUCUGCAGCAGGAGCUAUCGGAGCGAAAUAAGGAAAUUAGCGAAGUCAAAAUGUCGCAUGCUAAGUUAAAGAAAUUGCUGGCCGAGACCAAUACAGAGCUGGGUCAUGCAGUGCGACGGGCCGAACAAUACGAAGCGGAGGUAAAGCGUUUACGUCAGCGCGUUGAGGAACUGAAGCGUGAGCUGGCCGGGGCUGAGGACGAGCUGGACUCGGCCGUAAAUCAGGUGCGACGACUGCAGCGCAGCAAUGAUGAGCUAGUGGGACAGACGGAGGGAUUGCAGGUGCAAAUACAACAUUUGCAAAACAGACGCGCACCAAGUCCGCAGCUGCGUGGCAUUGGCGGUGUUCAGUUGCGCAAUAAAAUUGCCGUGGAGCUGCCCAAUGAGUGUUUGCCGAACAUCAAUGAUCUGCGCCAGAUCUUCGAUGAUGGCCAGGCGGGCUUGCGCAGCUCGCACAAUGGCUGUGAUGCGGCGGCAGUGCAUCAUGCAGCUGCUGUGAAGCGUUCCAGUCACACAGAGCGCACGCUCUUGCAGCAGCAGCAAAGCAAUGCAGCAGCAGCAGCAGCGGCAGCAACGGCAGCUGUUGGUUAUUACGAUGCGAAGACAACGCAUUUUGAGGACAACAUUUUCGAGUCGAAGUCACGCAAUUUGGAAUUUGAGCGUGCCAAGCAAAAGUUUGACAAUCCGCAUGGACAGCAGCUGCAUCAGCAUCAGCAACUGCAGCAACUACAGCAGCAGCAGCAGCAACAACAGCAGCAGCAGCGGCAGCGCAGUUCCGCUUCUCGCUACAAUAGCAACACUGGCAGCAGCACUGGCGGCAAUCGAGCCAAUCUGGCCUUGCCACUCAAAUGCAUGACAAACACAUCCCAAAAGGAUGUCGAUAUCAAUAGGCAGCUGUAUGAUGCGCAGGAUAAGGAUCAGUCGCAUGCGGGCUAUGCGCGCAAUAGUGUUAAUUUAGAUGGUCUCAAGGUAUCCGACGAUGAGACUCCGUAGCUAUGGCUCGACAAGUUUGCUGCUGGACGAUGAAACUGAAGGAAAUAGCGACUGAUUCGUCGAACUAUAAUGAAACAUACAUAUUUUACUUAACUUAAUCAUUAGGUUUUAAGUCUUUCAAAAUUGAUCUUAGGCUAUGAUUUGCUGUCCACUAUUUGUUUUUUGUAUGUUCCUUAGUUGUUGUAUAAGUUUUUUAUAUAUUUAAGUAUUCGUUCGCUUACAAAAAACUCCUUUUUGGAAUACUCAACUCUGGGCAGCCAAAAGUCUAACUCCAUGUCUCUUUGCAUACUCCAAUUUGAUGGCAGCUUGUACUUAUGAGAGUUGUCAAAGAUUUGUGAACUCUAUGUCCAUAAGACCCAUAAGACUAUAUACGCUCUUUAAUUAACCCAAUAAUUUUUAACUUCUGAACUCUUUGUUUUGUCAAUAGAUAAGUUGAAUAAUAAUCGUUAGUUUUAUAUAGCAUAACACUAUCUAAAUUGAGCUGAUCUAUAUAAGCCUAGGGAACAAGUCAAUAGAACUUAUAUAUAUAUAAAUAUAUAUCGAUACAUUCUUGAGCUUCACAAACAUUGCGCUGAAUACAUAUUCCAUUUACUAUACCACAACAAAAUUGAUAUGGCCAUAUCGAGAUCUCCUAAAACCCAAUUGCCUUGUGCUUUUAUUACACAAGUUAACACUGCACUGACUGCAUGAUUCCCACUCAAAUGACUUAACAGAUAUAUUUAUAAACAUAUAUUUGAUGUAGUUGCAUAUGUAUGAGCGAAGAAUAUUCAUUUUAAUUUGUCUAGGAAGUUGUAAUUGCGUCUCCAUAGUUUCCUUUUGUAUAUGUAUAUGUAUAGGUACGUAUAUAAUGAUUCCGGGUGUCUCCUAGUCGGGCACUCCUUCGAA
Messenger RNA from Drosophila hydei, 3054 nucleotides. RefSeq names its product coiled-coil domain-containing protein 102A. The record is from RefSeq and is a predicted model, not a curated record. The coding region runs from base 1 to 2169 and encodes 722 amino acids. NCBI's taxonomy places the organism in Eukaryota, Metazoa, Arthropoda, Insecta, Diptera, Drosophilidae. The transcript is spliced from 10 exons.